Phoenix dactylifera (date palm) is the source of this 1889-nucleotide messenger RNA. RefSeq names its product GTP-binding family protein. Gene Ontology annotation, biological process: ribosomal small subunit assembly. Gene Ontology annotation, molecular function: rRNA binding; GTP binding; ribosomal small subunit binding. The record is from RefSeq and is a predicted model, not a curated record. Lineage: Eukaryota; Viridiplantae; Streptophyta; Magnoliopsida; Arecales; Arecaceae.
CCCCUUCGAUAGCAGUCGCAAAACUACUCUUCAGCGAGCGAGAAAGAGAUGAAAGCUUUGAGAGUCAUUAGAAUCCUGACCUCCUCCUCCUCCUCCUCCUCCUCUCUCUCCACUCUCUUCUCUUCGACCACAAAUCGGACACGUCUCCUUCCUUCCGCCCUCUCUCGCUCCUUCGCCGCCCAGCCCCAAACCCACCCCUCCGCCGCCGCCGCCGCCUCCUCUACGGACGAAGACACCGACGCCAACGCCACCCUUCCCAACUUCGAUAGCAGCGAAUUCUCCCUCCAUUUUACCCCUCCCGACCCAUCUUCCGCGAAUUCCUACCAGAAGAAGCCGACCUGGGACGAGACCUACCGGGCGAGGGCCAACCAGGCUCUGUUCGGAGGGAAGAAGGCCGACCCGAAGCAGGCGGAGGAGGAGGGGGAUGAGGAGAGGGAGAGGGCGGCGAGGCUCGCCAGAGUUCUCCUCGAGGCGGCGCUGGAGCCGCCUGAUGAUGUUGAGGAGGAGCAUAUGGUAGUGAAGGAGGAAGACCAGCGGUCGCUCUCGGUUGGCAUCAUUGGAGCUCCCAAUGCCGGGAAGUCUUCCUUGACGAAUUUUAUGGUUGGAACAAAAGUUGCUGCUGUUUCAAGGAAGACCAAUACAACUACCCACGAAGUCUUAGGAGUGAUGACAAAAGGAAACAGACAAAUAUGUUUUUUUGACACUCCAGGACUGAUGAUCGGGCAUCAUGGAUACCCUUACAGGGCUGAUGUUAGAGUUCGUGUCGAAAGUGCUUGGAGGUCUAUCGAUCUUUAUGAUCUGCUGAUAGUGAUAUUCGAUGUCCAUAGGCACCUUUCCGCGCCUGACACCAGGGUGAUAAAGUUAAUUAAAAAUCUGGGAGCACAGGUUCAUCCUAAACAAAAGCGAGUGUUAUGCAUGAACAAGGUUGAUCUAGUGGAAGACAAGAAAGACUUGUUGAAAGUUGCCAAAGAAUUUGAAGAUCUUCCAGCAUAUGACAGGUAUUUCAUGAUAUCUGGUCUAAAAGGUUCAGGUGUGAAAGACUUGGUUCAGUAUUUGAUGGACCAGGCAGUUAAAAGACCUUGGGAUGAAGAUCCCACCAUCAUGAGUGAAGAGAUAAUGAAAAACAUAGCUUUGGAGGUUGUUCGAGAGAAGAUGUUGGAUCAUAUUCAUCAGGAAAUUCCCUAUGUUAUUGAACAUCGAUUAAUGGAUUGGAAGGAACUAAGAGAUGGCUCUCUUAGGAUAGAGCAGCACUUUAUCACUCCAAAACACAGCCAGCGCCAAAUUCUUGUUGGAAAAAAUGGUUCCAAGAUAGGGAGAAUAGGCAUCGAAGCCAAUGAAGAGUUGAGAUCCAUAUUCAGGAGGCAGGUGCAUCUCAUUCUCCAGGUUAGAGUUGCUCGAAGAAAGAGUGCAUGAAUUGUUCAUAGACAUUUCUAUGUAUCACACCUGAUACCAACAGUUUGGCAGUGGGUCUGCACUGAGGAAUUUAUCAAAGUUAUGCCAAUACCAUGGCUCAUAUUUGCAUGGGGUGAAUCUAGUGCCAUGUUGCAAGCCACAUGUACUCCCUCAACUCCUCUGUAAUCAGAGCACUGCUGGAGUCAAGAAUCAUGAUCAUUCAAUCCAAAGGGUUCUAUUUAACAUUACUCUGUCCAAUCUCCAGCUCUGAACUCAUAGCCUGCUUUGGAUGGCGUGAGGGCUUGGAUUAGUGAUCUUCUCAAAUGUUCAUUCAAUUAAUUAUUAUAAUAUAUGGCCUUUGUGUUUCUUACGAUGUAUUGCAUGUUUGUAUGGUGAUCCAGGAACUGGUCCCAGAUUAAUUUGCUGAAAAUAUGUUAUCUAUGCUGUAUUUCAUCAUGGCAUGAUCGAUAUAUUUUUAUACUAAAGAAUUCGAUGUA